AUGCCCCAUACGCUCCUUCGGCCAGAAGGUCAGCCGUGGAGACAAACCCCCACCCUGAGCCCGCAGUGUCAGCAACGCCCUGUCCUCACAGUGCCGGGCAGUGUCAGGCUGAGACCCGGGGCCACCUGUUCCAACGUCCACUCCAAGCAAGCCAGAGCCAGCCUUCGGAGAGGCAAGGACCCAGCCGGGGCAUUCACAGUGGGCGUGCUGUCCACCCUCCGCCCCUGUCCUGGCCCCCACAGUGGAGCCGCCACCUUGGGUAAUGGGCUGCCUGAGGUCCUGGAGAAGGAAGAACCAGGUGGCCCACCUUCGGUGCACAGGGAGCAGCAGGCACCUGACGGCAGCCCCCGCACCCCUCCCAGGGCUGAAGUUCAGGCUGUCUCAUCCCUUGCCAGGAGCUCAGGGCUGAGGCAUGCGAGGAAGCAGGAAAAGGAAAAUGCACCCAGAAGAGAAGGAGCACCCAUCAACGGGGCCGCCUCAGAAGCGACAGACGACCGGGCAAGUCCAAGGGCACCGAGGCACCUGCCACCGCUGUGCCCAGCGCUCCCGAAGCCAGAGGGCAGAUUGAGGUUCAGAGAAGUCAGAAGCCUUCCCAAGGUUGCACAGCCAGAAGUGGGCACAGCGUCCUGGGGUGAGGCCUCACACCCUCUGCGCCACCUGCCCUCCAGGUCCCACCAUCCUCACAAAUUCAAGGCAAGGUUCUGGAACCCCCAGCCCUCCAGAAAGGGGAAGCUGAGCCCAGGAGGCACAUCUGAGAGUUCGGCCACCUGCACGGCCACCCCAGUGUGAUUCCUCAGCAGCCACACAGAAGACAGAUGGUCCAUAGGAGACUCAGAAACAGAGAAGCCUCACGCCAGGUCCACAGAGGCACCCACGCCCGCCAAAAGGAUGCCACGCACUCACCCUGCCCUCUGGGGAGCACAGUGGGAGUCUAGGACACCGCCUUGGAUGGGGUGAGGCUCCGUCUGUGACCUCAGAAAGUCAGUCUGGGGCUGGACUUGACAUGGGAAACAGAAUAAAACUGCCUGUCCACCUGAGCUUGCCGCCCUAAAAAUCCCUGACAUGAUACAGAGGUCAGUGCUGACAGAGGGCCUGCUGCCCCCAGUGACGCUGCCGGUGGGGUCUCAACCCACCCACUUCUUCUGGAGCAGCCGGUCACAGCUGUGGUCCUGCUGGCGCACACGGGGAUGAGACCCUUAAACACACAGCGACUGCACAGUGCAACCCUGCAUAUCCCAUUUGGGUACAAGUUUCAUUACCGGAAGAAACAUGGGGAGGGACCCCAGAGCAGCUCACGCGUGGGUACCCUCGGCUGUGUUAGCGUCCCGGCCCUCACACGGCACCCAGGCCUCGUUGGGGCAAGGCCUUGUGCAGACACGGUGGGAUCUGCGUGUGCACUGGGGCCUGUGCCUGGGCUGCUGCUCCCCGGCCACCGGUGUCAGGAUCUCCAGGACCCCCAUGAGUGGUCAGUGGAGCAGAGAUGGCACAGACGCCAGCGACCUGGGUCAUUCUCUACCUGGGAUGUGGGACCCCAGAGACCACGCUGUGGGUCUUUAUCUGCCUCUUCAUGCAGGAGCAGGUGCGACCCCUGCCUGCCCCAGCCAUGAGGCUGUGUCACAGGGGACCUCUGUGGCACCCUGUGCUGCAGGCAAGGCCUUAGGACAGAUGCCACGCCACUGUCCAGGAGACUGUCUCCUGAGACUGACCUCCCCUUGCACUGGGCAAUGUCUGCUGAAGAUAAGGACGUCUUCGCUGGGCCAGGCCUGGAGUUCUUCCAGAUCGUGAGCUUUCCUCUCUCUAAUGAAGAGGAUACCUGUGGUCAAACUCCUACAGAGCACUGGGGACAGGAAGGCAGGCAGAGUCCCACCUGGGCAGGUGGUAGGAGUGGAAGGAGCAGGCAGGCAGCAGGGCUGCCCAGGGCUAGGAGUCUGGCUGCGAGCAGGGCCCACCCUCCCCUGGACACAAUGGAAGAUCCCGUGUGUGGUUUUCACUGACUGAGCACCUAUCUCGUGCCAGACAUGUGGGAUUGCCGGUGAAUUAACAAAAGCCCUGCUCUCAGGGGGGCUCCCAUCCCAGCACAUACACCGUCACAUCUGGGGUCCAGCCUGGACCACCCCCAUGCAGUUGGAGAGGGUCUCAGAACCAGGUCUGAGAACAGCAACUUCCAGCCACGGCACCCCGCCCCUCCCCAGGUGGCCUGGGCUCCAGCUCCUUGCACCUGAGGCUGCCUGUGCAGGGCCCCCGGCUGAUGCCCCUCUCCUCUAAAGCUCGGGGUUUGCCGCAGCCUGGCACCCUCAUCGGGCCUGUUACGCACGUUCUGGUCUCUCCGUGCCCACAGACCCGCCAAGCUCACCAGCCAGUCAAUGUGCAGCCAGCACAAGCCCGACCUGCUAGGGGCCUCAGAACAAGCGGCGUGGCCUGAGGCCAUCACACAGCAUCUGUGCUGAGAGUGAGCUGACAUGGACGGCGGCACCAUGGCCGUGGCAGAGGCACCAUCCCUCCACCCUCACUCAUGUAGGGAUCCGCUCUUCUCUCGCACCGGGCCCUGCUGGCACAUUCCAGAUGUGGGGCACACGGACUGGAGCCCAAGGCCUGCGUGCUGGGCCCUGGCUCUGCACUCGGCUCCCAGAGUCUCCCACCCAAUGUCAGAGAGGGUGCCCCAACAGUGCUUCGGGGGCUCCUGUCAUGAGGGCUGAGGACCACCUAGGCCCACGUCCGCCCAGCAGGUGGCAGCUGCAUCCCCUGGUCCCCUCCACAACCCGGGCCAGGUCCAGGCUGCAGGCCGCAGUGUUGGCAGGGGGAGGAGAGGGUGAAAUUGGCUGAGCCCAUCCAUUGGGACAGAACCUCCCGCUCCUUGGGGCUCUGGAGAACUCUAUUCCUUCUCUUUAACCUCAAGGUGCUGGGGCCUCUGGCUGCUGCACCAUUUACAGAGGAAUUGUCUGGGAUGUGCCGGGCCGAGCACUCUCGCUCUCGCCGGUGUCCGCGUCAGCACGCUAGUCACAUGGCAGGUGAGGACCACGGCACCGCCCCUGCGAUCUGGCAGUCAGAGCCCACCUGUGUGUCUGCAGGAGCAUCCCUGACUACACACCACAGGUCGGCAGGGAAGGGUCCCUCGGGCCCCACCCCUUUGUUCUUUCAAUGGUAAAGGUUCAGGUCGGUGGACAGACUGGACUUGGAAACACCUUCUUGCGUCCUCGAAACGACGUGGCGCGCAGCCAGCUCACAGCACCCAAAGGCACGGGCAAGUUGCAUCACGGCAGCCCCUCCUGUCUUGACCAGGAGCAGGUGUGUUCCUGAGGUCCUGGCCACUUCUGCAGGAGCAUCUGAGGGAGCCCAGCUGAUAUACCACGACCCCUGACCUCCCGGGUUAGCCUUUCCAUCCAACAGCACCAGGACUGGACAGGCCACCUUGGCUGAGGAUCACGUGUGCCUGGGUCCGUGCGGUGCUGAUGCGCACAGGCCUUGGAAAGCAGCGCACAUCCUGUCUGCACCGGUGUCUAUAGGGAAGCCAUCUUUGUCCGUGUGGCCAUGGGAGGGUCUGUCUGUGCUGUGUGUGUGUCCUGCGCGCGUUGGGAGCUGCUGCGCCACACACGGGCACGCAGGGUGUGGGCACACCUGUGCUUCUGAGCCCGCGUGCCCUUGCCGGUGGCCAGGCACACACACAGCUGUGCAUCCUUGGCCCAAGAUCAGCUGUGCCACACCUGCAGGCUGCAGGAUCUUUUCAGUAUAUCUCCCUCCAUCACCAGAAGUAAGCUCAGGACUGAGGCUGACAGGCUGGCCUGAGCGCUGCUCACCUGCACCUCCUGGCUGCACCUGUGGCCCCGGACUCGGCUUCCCCAUCUCUCUCCUCCCCACCCCACCUCUGGGUCAUCUCCGGCUGGGGCUGUACCACAUCUGGGCUCAAUAAAUGGUUGAUUGAUUGA
Molecule: messenger RNA, 3923 nt
Organism: Pan troglodytes (chimpanzee)
Lineage: Eukaryota; Metazoa; Chordata; Mammalia; Primates; Hominidae
Exons: 5
Coding region: 1-789 (262 amino acids)
Source: RefSeq, a predicted model, not a curated record